Puccinia triticina is the source of this 363-nucleotide messenger RNA. RefSeq lists its product as uncharacterized. The record is from RefSeq and is a predicted model, not a curated record. The transcript has 6 exons. NCBI's taxonomy places the organism in Eukaryota, Fungi, Basidiomycota, Pucciniomycetes, Pucciniales, Pucciniaceae. Bases 1 to 363 code for a protein of 120 amino acids. Gene Ontology annotation, cellular component: vacuolar proton-transporting V-type ATPase complex. Gene Ontology annotation, molecular function: proton-transporting ATPase activity, rotational mechanism. Gene Ontology annotation, biological process: proton transmembrane transport.
AUGUCUGCCCAACAAUCACAAGGUAUCCAGGCCCUGUUGGACGCCGAGAAAGAAGCCGCGCGGAUUGUGGAGAAAGCGCGAGAAUAUCGGUCGCAGAAGUUGAAAGACGCUAGAGGAGAGGCCGCCAAGGAGAUCGAAGCCCUCAAAGCCAAACGUGAACAAGAGUUCAAUGAGUUUCAGCAGCAGCACUCCGGUAACACUGACUCUCAACAAAAAGUCCUGGAAGAAGAAACCAAACAGAAAAUCGAGGUGAUCAAGUCUGAAUUCAACAAAAACAAGGCCCAAGUGGUCUCUGAUUUGUUAUCCAAAGUGACCGAUGUCCAGCCCGAAUUACACCGAAAUUACAAACUAGGAAUCCACUAA